AUGGCGGUGGCCGAAGUGAUUCUCGGCCUUUUCAUGCUCAUCCUAUCAAUAGUGACUGUCGUCGGCAAUUUAGCCGUCCUCCUCUCCUACUAUCUCGACAAAAAUAUUCGACAACCCACUAAUUAUUUCAUUUUUUCGCUCGCCAUCUCGGAUUUGGUGAGUUCAGGGGCAGCCGCAAUUUAUGGUGGUAACUCGAGAAGUUGUGAAAAAAUUUGAAAGAAAUUCGAGAACUUUUUUUGAUGAUGGAGAGAAAAAUUGUGAAGAGGCUAUUGGAAAUUAGAGGCGCGUAGCUGGGGGUGAAAUAAACUUGGCACAUUUUAUAGUAUGAUGUUUGUAAGGUACAAGAAGAGUAGGCGAGAGAUGAAGAGGGUUUAGUGAAAAAUAACUUGGGAUUUUUUAUGUAAACAUUAAUGAUCGGGUUCGGAAUUUUUAUUAGGAAAUUCGAGAAUUUGAGAAAAAUGAUCCAAAUUUUUUGGAAUUUUUCGAGAUUCCAGGGUUUUCAGGAGUUGAGCUAAAUUGUAAAAGGUUUUCUAAGCUUCAAUUUGAUAUCGAAAAACAUUUUGAUUCCUGAAGGUCUCUGAAGUUCUUUUUUUCAUUCCGUAUCUAAUUUGAGUUAGGCUAAGUUCCUAAUAACUUCGGAAUGUUUUCUGGAAUUUUGUCACCCUUAAGGUCUCACAGUCAUUCACUGCGUUUGCCAGAAACUUCGAGAACCUUUUCCCAAAGUAUCGAAUUGCACAGUACUAGGUUUUGAUCUAUUAUCAAAGUAAAAAAAUUGGCAAAAAUAGAGAGGCCCAAGUACGGUAUUCCUCUGCGUCACUAACACUGUUUCGAGACCACCCCAUUGGGCAGAGAAACAAAGUCAUAUGGGUCUCGCAGCGACUGGCAGAAACACCGUACUUGGGAAGAAUGACAUUUGAAUUUCCAGGCUCCGUUUUUUUUUUGAAAAUUUUUUUUUCACUUUCAUAAUACCAGAAAGUUUUUUCCUCAAUCUGCACUAUUCUUCCAACCAAAAAAUAUGAAAAAUGAGCUCGUUCGGUUCAGCCAAAAAAGUCCGGGGAUGCGCAAGCAUUGUGUUGAUUCUUGUCGUGUUUUUUCUCUGUGUUGCGUGAAUUCCCCUUGAGACUCGACGAAAAGUGGUGACGACGAUGUCUUGCCAUCUUGACGAGAAACGCAAAACUCUUUUUUUUCCCCGUCUUUUUUUUGACCAUAAUCGUGUAUGUCAGAAGGAGAGGGGCGCUCUAACCUAAUUUUGGCAAAGGAAGAUUUUAUUUUUGGCUUCUUCCUCUGAUGAUGUGCGUAUGCAACAAGAAAACUUGAUGAGGGGGGGGGUGCAAAAAGGUCACCUCAACCACGAGUUCACCUAUCUGAUUUAGCCUAUGUCGAAAACCUGCGUAGACUUCUUCUAAUCCAAUUUAUUUGCCCCUUUUGUUCGGUCAGUUAGAUGUGUGAACUCUUUCGAUUUGAUCCCCUGAGAUCUUUUGAUGGAUUCUAUUCAUGAGAAAAAAAUAGGUUUUGAAACAAAAAAUAAACAACCCGCGCACAGAAAUCACAUAAUUCAUCGUUGUUUUUUGGUGGGGCGGUUCUAAAUAAGAUGACAAAACUGCUCAUUUAAAAUGUAUUCUCAACCAAGUCGUUGUGUAGUAGUAGUAGUCAUCGUAUUAUUUUGUUGUUUUUUGUUGUUGAGACAAAUACAAGGGGCGAUAAAAUAAUAGAGGAUUGGUCAAUGUUGAAGUGAAAUCAAAAAAUUCCGAAACAAUAUGUGCACGGUAAAAAAAACAGAAGCGCAUGUUCGAGUGGUUAACAUGCUUGUCUUUAAUUUUCUAGGUCACGAGUUCGAUCCCGCUCCGAGGCAAACUUUGUUUUUCGUGAAACGUGAAAACGUGAAAGAUUUUUGCAGGGAAAUUUUGAAAUACAAAAAUUUGGAUCAGAUUAAAAAACUACAGUACCCUGAAAAAUUUGGCUAACCCUCAAAGUUCUAAGAUUUUUGCAGAGACCGAAUUACUGUAGCUUCAAAUUUUGGGGCAAAAAAAGUUCCAAAAAAUUUGUUUCAGAAUUUUUCACCCACGUUGUAAAUCUGUAGAUAGAUCAAAAAAUCCUCACUCGCACAUUUUUCUUUUUUUCACGCACCUUCUAACUUUCCGCUUCCAUUAACCCCACAUAAUGUAGAAAACGCGCUCUAUCGCACAACCUCACUUCUCCACAAAAAUUCAAAAAAUAUUCUCCAUUUCACUCGCACAUUUUUCAUUUUUUUCCACGUGUGUUUUCUUCCCCUUCAAUCAAAUCACAAGGGCCCCCGCCAGAAUUCAAUUUUCCCUUUUUUUUCCUUCGCCAAAACCAAAACCAAUUUGUGUUCCGGUCGAGACCUUGUCCGUCAGAAGUACACGUAAUUGUUUUGAAUUUGGAGUUGAUUGAAAAAAAUAGCAGGCGACGCAACCGCAUCGCAUCGCAAUUUUUUUUUGUGAUCUACACACUUGCAAAAACUUGUCAAUCUCCUCAAGUUGACGUAUUUAUUUAUUUACUUACUUGUCUCCAAAUAUUUUUUGCUUGCUGAAAAUUUGUCUGAAAUUCAAUUUAAGACGAGAAGCGAGGAGAAACUGACAAACUAGUCCAUUAUUAUUGUUGUUAUUGUUGCCGCGGAAGUCGCGAAAAAAAACAUGUUUUUUUCGCGCGCGUAGCCGAGGGGAGAGGAAGGAAGGAAUUUCGGGGGGGGGGGGCACUUUGACGCCGUGAAUUUUCCACGUCACUUAUAUAGGAAGUUGGCAAAAGUUCAGUAAACUUGGAAAAAAAAUGUUUGCGGGCAAUAGGAUUCGAACCCUGGUCUCAUUGACGGCAGGCAAAAGUGUUACCAUCUUGGACGUAUCUCUCUUUUCUCACGGAGGGAAAAUGUUGGUGGAGAGGAAAGUGAUUUUUUUCGAAACAAAAAAUACAGCGGGGUUGGGAUUUAGAAUUUUUUCUGAAAAUGAAAAUUUUAAGCUUAGGUUCAGAAGUUCACCUCAGAAUUUUUGUCAAAAAAAAAUCGGACCUGACUUUCGAAAUCCUACAAAGCUCCUAGUAUUAAUCCUCAUUGAUAUUUCGAUUUUUAAAGUUGUCAAAUAUUGAUCCUACAUACCUCCUAAUUGAAGACAAAAAGUGUAUCUAUAGCCUAGAUAUGUUUGUGUUGUUUUUCUCCUCUUCCUUUUCUCAAUAUGUAUAAAUAUAUCAGACAUGGCACUUGAGAGGAAGAAGAAGAAGAAGAAGAAGUUUUGAAGAACCCGUUUGAUGUUUUUUUUCUUGCCUGCGCGCGCCUUUCCUCAAUUGAGUUGUGAGCAUCAGUUUGAGCAAAGUAGGGGCGAAUUUUCCUGCUUGUUGUUUUUUUUUCGGGUGUGUGUAAGAAGAGAGUAGAAGAAACUCGCCGGGGACAUAACAAAUGAAAUAUGCGCGUAGAAAAGAAAGAACGAAGACAAAAACGAAAACGAAGCCUAUUUAGGAAAGAGAAAAGGCGCAAGGCAAUAGAUAAACGAGAAAGGAAAAAGGAGAGGAAAAUUGAAAAUAUCUAAGUAUGAAAACAAAACUGAUUGAAGGCCCCCCUUCGAAUGGGGGGAGGGCGGGGGGGGGGUCAUUCAGAAAAAAAAUAGGGAAAUAAUUUUGUAAAAUUUAGAAUUUGCGGAUAAUUUUCAAAAUUAUUUUAACUUUCCAAAGAAUACUGUAAUUUUUUUCAUUUCCUGUGUUUACCGAAAUUCAAAAACUCGCAGAAAAAAAAAAUUCAAACUGUCUGAAAAGCGCGGGAACCACACACAUACACCGCGACGCACAAAUGCACACAACAAACAUUUGCUGCCUACAGUACUCCUGGUAAUUUUGAAUUCUAAGUCUCUGAAGUCUAGAUCCAACUAGAGUCUAGCCUCAAAAAACAUUUGGAAAAGUUUUUGAAAAUAUUUUUGUUUAAGAUUUUUCAGUCUGUCCGACUUCAAAAUUCAGAAUCUCAAAAUCAGGUUUCAGAAUCUGAAAUGUGUUCCAGAAAUUCUAUGAAAUCUUGAAUCUUGCCUAACCUUACAGUACUCAAUUUUACCACGUCAUACCUAAAGAGCUUUUUUUUUAAAUAAAAUCCCCAAAAAAUAGAUGUAUUAGUCUCUCGUGAAUAAUUUGAUUUCUUUCCAAACAAAACUCGUGAAAAAUCAAAAACCUCUAAAUUUCUUUUUUUCCUUCCCUCCCAAAACAAAUCUACACCAAUUCCUCAACGUAUUCCCAUUGAACCAAUUCAUCAUCUCCCAUUUUUAGCCGUUCGAAACAUUCCACUUUUUUUCGCGCGCGCACCAGAAGCAGGAGCCACCAAAAAAUUGUGGCUUGGCUUAAAGUCUCAACUCGGCCAUUUUCUUUCUCUUCCUUAUGAUUUUUGGCACCUUCUUGGGCUAUUUUCAAGAAAGGGGAAAAGAUAAUUGGUAGAAAAAAUGAAAAAAAAGGAAAACGAGGGGGGAACAAAAUUGAAAAAAAGUAAAAAAUUUACAGCUGAUCGGCCUGGAAGGAAUUCCCGUCUACACGGCAUUUUAUCUGAAUAAAAUGACAUGGAAAUGGGGAAAUCAUUUGUGCGAUUUGUGGCUCUCGUUAGAUUAUAUUGUGUGUUUAGCGUCAAUUUAUACAGUACUCGGGAUUACUGUGGAUAGGUAUUAUUCGGUCAAAAAACCGGCAUUGUAUAGGAAUUGGCGAACACCGACGCGGGUUAUUUUGAUUAUUAUCUUCAUUUGGCUGGUGAGUUUUUGAUUUCAAGAUUUUUUCUGGUAUGGGAAAUCAGAACCACCCCGCGAAAAAAAUAAAUUUGAAUUUCCCGUUAUGCCCCGCGACGCGUGUGCGUUGCGGUCGGUAUACAAAAACCCUGUUGGCUGUUUGCCAGCGCGCUCUCUCGAUGUCUGAGCAAAUUCAAAUUUAUUUUUCGCGGGUCACUUCACAACGUCACAACGUAAUACUUCACAACGUUUUAACUCUGAAUAAAAAUGAAAUAGGUGAGAGUAAGACAGUUAAUGGAGACGCAGACAAAAAAGCGGCAAGAGAGUGUGUCACGUGAAUAGUCGCAGACGUUAAAAAUAAAUAAAAACGUGAAACCUCAGUCGCGUGCGGCUUUCCCGACCGCGACGCACAGCCGCACGCGACUGACGAAAUAAAAAAUAUAUUUUAAUUUUCCAGAUACCGGCCAUCCUAUUUUCCUUGUCAAUUUGGGGUUAUGACGCAUUUACGGGUAAACGAUUACUGAAAGAAGAAGAAUGUUUUGUGCAAUUUAUGACAGAUCCAUAUUUAAAUAUGGGAAUGUAUAUCUCUUAUUAUUGGACAACACUUUUUGUAAUGUUAUAUUUAUAUUGGGGAAUUUAUCGAGCUGCAAAGACUUUGGCGUUGAAAAGUGAUCAGGUGGGAUGAUCAGAAAUCUUUGAAACAUAUCAUUUUUCUAGAAAACCAAGCGAUUGGCUUUGUUGACUGAAAUGCGUCGACCUGAAGUGAGUGUUCGAACAAGCGACGCAAAUAACAGCAGUUCCGAUUCACCGAAUGACACAUCAAAUAGUCGAGAGUAAGCAUUAUUCUUCAAAUAACAAAAAUAAUCGAAUGCACUUGAAGAUUCAGAAGUGCACCAAUUUUUUUGAGGGCGAACAUUUUCAGAAAUAAAAAACAAAUGAGGGGCCAUAGAACAAAGAUUUUUGCAGAUGUCUACCAAAUAAAACUGCACCUCCUACAACAACAAUUCAGACGAGUGUAACAUCGGUUGGAACACCGCCACAAUUUAGGAAUCAUAUGACUUUGCAUAAUAAUAAUAUUGAUCAUACGAAAGAGAUUGCACAUCAGCAGCAGUUACAGCAGCAUUAUAGGUUUGUAGAUUGAUUUUUUUUAUUUUUACCGGGGUGACUCUCGGACAGGGGUGGGGAACCUGACCUCAUGUUGGCUUUGGGUGGUAUAACAUAAGCCAGGACAGGUUCCCGUGCCUAACCUGGCUACCUGUCCUGGCCUCAUGUUGGCUUUCGGUGGUAAGACAUAAGCCAGGACAGGUUCCGCUGCCUAACCUGGCUACCUGUCCUGGCCCGGCCAGGUUGUAUGGCUUUGGUUCAGGUCAGGUUACAAGCACCGGACAGCAUGAGGCCAGGACAGGUUCCCGUGCCUAACCUGGCUACCUGUCCUGACCUCAUGUUGGCUUUGGGUGGUAAGACAUAAGCCAGGACAGGUUCCCAUAGCUACCUGUCCUGGCCCGGCCAGGUUGUAUGGGGCCAUGUUCAAGCCAUGUAAGAGCCAGGACAGGUUUAGGCCAGGUUACAAGGACCGGACAGCAGGACAAUUUCCCCACGUCUGCUCUUGGACAAUAUCAAUUUUUUUUUGAAAAUAAACAACAUGUCCGAAAUCAGCAUUUUCCAGCAAUCCAAGUUUCGACGAUUUCGAUCGAUUAAGUAACAACAACAAUUUUGGAUUUGGCCAUCAAGAACCAUCUUCAGUAAUCGAAAGAGAAUCAACAGCUCCAUGUUGUUCGCCAGAACCAUCAAAUGCAUCACACGAGGAAGAAGAAUUGAAAAGUAUUUUUGAAAUUAGGCCACAUCCACAUUUUAGGUCGGUUUAGUUUAGAAAAUUGGGUCUAUGUUUUUUUUCCAAAACCUUUAAUUCUAGACCCGAAGUAUCUCUUCCCUUCAUCGAUGCUGAUAGUGUUUCCUCCAUGGUUGGACACGAUGAUUUGAGAAGAGCAAUGUCGAUAAAGAUACCGAAUUCUACAACUUAUGAUAGUAUGAGUGAUAGGAAUCAACAUCAUGUUACGAUUGUUGCGCAAGAUGAUCAGCAGGUGAAUUUUGAGAGGGCCCCUAAGCAGGGGGGGGAGGUUGGGGAAAAAAAAUUGAAAAUGAGUUCUGUUUCAGCCGUCGACAUCAAAGGAAUCGGAUCAGAAAGAUGAAUAUUUGGAACAUGAUCAUAAUGUUAAUGAGGUUAAUGUGCGUUUUUAAGAAAAAAAAAUAUAUUGGGGUGGGGAAAAUUGAUUCUGGAAUUUGUGAGAUCUGAAAAUAUUGUUCUGACUGCAAUUUUUUAACUUGAGAUUCUGCAAAAUUCGAUUUUGAAUUUCGAAUUUUCAAUCUUGAAUCUAGUUUUCAACCAUCAAAACUUGCAGGUACCAUUGAUAGAAGUGUCUCGAGUGGAAAGUGUGAAAAGCACGUCAGCCGGUUCGAAAGUUCGUCAAAUCCUAACAGCAAUGCGAAGUCGAUCAGUUCGCUCGAAAAAAUCGGACAAUCGAAACGGUGGCGGAAAAGUUGGAGCGAAAAAAGUGAGCCGAUGGGAGUGUGUAAGAGUUGGCGGCGGUGCCGAGAAUUCAUCGGAAGAAGGUGGUGGCGGCUCGUCAUCAGCCACACUUCUUUCCUCUUCCACCACUCAACAACAGCCAGCCGAAACAAUCACCAUUUUACUACAAUUUCAGACGGUUUUAUCGGCGUUCAACUUUUUUCAACGCAAAAAGGUUAGGGCUUGGUAGAAGAGCCGCGCAAUAUUUUAUUUUUUCUCGAAAAAAAUUUUUUUUUUCUCAAUCCGGGCAUGACAAUUUUUUCGACCCACUUCUCAUGCCUGCAUGUUUUUUUUCAGAAAUUUCAUUUUAUUUCCCAAGUUCCCAAAUUUAAAUUAAAAAAAAAUACUAGCUUUUGACUUCUUUUUGAAGUGGUUUGUCUCGCCUAAAAUUUUUGUUGCGUCGCGGCAACGCGACGCGUUUUUUGAUCUUUCAGUUGUCCGUUGAUUCCGUCCGAAAAUCUGUGUUUUUUGGUGAUUUCAUUUCGGUUUGUGCAUUUUUUUUUGUGUUCCCGCCCCACUUCUUUUGUGUUACUUUUUUUUGGGAAUCUUACGGGAAUCAUGAUGAUUUUUGAAAUUUCAGGAAUAUAAAUCCCGCUCAGAAAAUCGUGCUCGAAAAGCUCUUCGAACAAUCACAUUCAUUCUCGGCUCUUUCAUCAUUCUCUGGACACCAUUCUAUGUUUUGGCAACGAUUUAUGGUUUUUGUGAUUCGUGCAAAAAAUCGUCCUCAUUCAACACUCUCUACACAAUUUCGUACUAUCUUUGUUAUAUGAAUUCACCGUUGAAUCCGUUUUGUUAUGCGAUGGCGAAUCAACAAUUCAAGAAAACGUUGACAAGGAUUUUUAAGGGAGAUUUUAGAAGAGUUUAG
This is a messenger RNA of Caenorhabditis angaria, 8131 nucleotides long. The record is from the annotation of a GenBank genome assembly. NCBI's taxonomy places the organism in Eukaryota, Metazoa, Nematoda, Chromadorea, Rhabditida, Rhabditidae.